This is a messenger RNA of Fukomys damarensis (Damara mole-rat), 5840 nucleotides long. It is a transcript of the gene Fzd3, whose product is annotated as frizzled class receptor 3. Gene Ontology annotation, molecular function: Wnt receptor activity; Wnt-protein binding. Gene Ontology annotation, cellular component: plasma membrane. Bases 330 to 2330 code for a protein of 666 amino acids. The record is from RefSeq and is a predicted model, not a curated record. Gene Ontology annotation, biological process: canonical Wnt signaling pathway; non-canonical Wnt signaling pathway. Lineage: Eukaryota; Metazoa; Chordata; Mammalia; Rodentia; Bathyergidae. The transcript is spliced from 6 exons.
AUAUUUCAAUCAAAGGAAGAAAUAGUUCUCCUAAGAUGGAAUCUGUGAUUUGGGAAUGUGGUUGAUCAACUUGAUAAGUUGGCCUAAUGUGCCCUGUGUAAUAAAAUGAAGAGACAAGAUGAUGUCAUUUUUCCAUAUUGUGAAACCAAAAACAGAUGCCUUUUGUGAGACCAAGCUAACAAACCUCUGAUGGUACAGAGUAUUUAACUGUUUGAAGAACUUAACAGUGAAAUACUGAAGUAGUUUCAAGCCGAGACCUGCAGGUGUAUAUUGACCUAACAUACAUAUUAAGUAAGCCUGAUCAUCCAAAUCUCAGCAGAUCCAGAAGAAUGGCUAUAAGUUGGAUUGUCUUCUAUCUUUGGCUCUUGACUGUGUUUGUGGGGCAUAUAGGUGGGCACAGUUUAUUUUCUUGUGAACCCAUUACCUUGAGGAUGUGCCAAGAUUUGCCUUAUAAUACUACCUUCAUGCCUAAUCUUCUGAAUCAUUAUGACCAACAGACAGCAGCAUUAGCAAUGGAGCCCUUCCACCCUAUGGUGAAUCUGGAUUGUUCUCGAGAUUUCCGGCCAUUUCUUUGUGCACUCUAUGCUCCUAUUUGUAUGGAAUAUGGACGUGUCACACUUCCUUGUCGUAGGCUGUGUCAGCGGGCCUAUAGUGAGUGUUCAAAGCUGAUGGAAAUGUUUGGUGUUCCUUGGCCUGAAGAUAUGGAAUGCAGUAGGUUUCCAGAUUGUGAUGAGCCAUAUCCUCGACUUGUGGAUCUGAAUUUAGUUGGAGAUCCAACUGAAGGAGCCCCAGUGGCAGUACAGAGGGACUAUGGUUUUUGGUGUCCUCGAGAAUUGAAAAUUGAUCCUGAUCUUGGUUAUUCUUUUUUGCACGUGCGUGAUUGUUCACCUCCUUGUCCAAAUAUGUACUUUAGGAGAGAAGAACUAUCAUUUGCUCGCUAUUUCAUAGGAUUGAUUUCAAUCAUUUGCCUCUCUGCUACAUUGUUUACUUUUUUAACUUUUUUGAUUGAUGUCACAAGAUUCCGUUAUCCCGAAAGGCCUAUUAUAUUUUAUGCAGUCUGCUACAUGAUGGUAUCGUUAAUUUUCUUCAUUGGGUUUUUGCUUGAGGACCGAGUAGCCUGCAAUGCCUCUAGCCCUGCACAGUAUAAGGCUUCUACCGUGACACAAGGAUCUCAUAAUAAAGCCUGCACCAUGCUUUUUAUGGUACUCUAUUUUUUCACGAUGGCUGGCAGUGUAUGGUGGGUGAUUCUUACCAUCACGUGGUUUUUAGCAGCUGUGCCAAAGUGGGGUAGUGAAGCUAUUGAGAAGAAAGCAUUGCUAUUUCACGCCAGUGCAUGGGGCAUUCCUGGAACUCUGACUAUCAUCCUUUUAGCGAUGAAUAAAAUUGAAGGUGACAAUAUUAGUGGCGUGUGUUUUGUUGGCCUCUACGAUGUUGAUGCAUUGAGAUAUUUUGUUCUUGCCCCUCUCUGCCUGUAUGUGGUAGUUGGGGUUUCUCUCCUCUUAGCCGGCAUUAUAUCCCUAAACCGAGUUCGAAUUGAGAUUCCAUUAGAAAAAGAAAAUCAAGAUAAAUUAGUGAAGUUUAUGAUCCGGAUUGGUGUUUUCAGCAUUCUAUAUCUCGUACCACUCUUGGUUGUAAUUGGAUGCUAUUUUUAUGAGCAAGCGUACCGUGGCAUCUGGGAAACAACGUGGAUACAAGAACGCUGCAGAGAAUAUCACAUUCCAUGUCCAUAUCAGGUUACUCAGAUGAGUCGUCCAGACCUGAUUCUCUUUCUCAUGAAGUACCUGAUGGCUCUCAUAGUUGGUAUUCCCUCUAUUUUUUGGGUUGGAAGCAAAAAGACAUGCUUUGAAUGGGCCAGUUUUUUUCAUGGUCGUAGGAAAAAAGAGAUAGUGAAUGAGAGCCGUCAGGUACUUCAGGAACCUGACUUUGCUCAGUCGCUCCUGAGGGACCCAAAUACUCCCAUUAUAAGAAAAUCUAGGGGAACUUCCACCCAAGGAACUUCCACGCAUGCGUCUUCAACUCAGCUGGCUAUGGUGGAUGACCAAAGGAGCAAAGCAGGGAGUGUCCACAGCAAAGUGAGCAGCUACCACGGCAGCCUGCACCGAUCCCGUGAUGGCAGGUACACUCCCUGCAGUUACCGAGGGAUGGAGGAGAGACUACCUCACGGCAGCAUGUCACGACUGACGGACCACUCCAGGCACAGUAGUUCCCACCGGCUGAACGAGCAGUCACGGCACAGCAGCAUCCGCGACCUCAGUAACAACCCCCUGACUCACAUCACACACGGCACCAGCAUGAACCGGGUUAUUGAAGAGGACGGGACCAGCGCCUAAUGUGUCUGUCAAAGGCAGAAAAUGUGUGCUGUUGGAAAAGCAGAUUUUGUUCUUUGCCUUUGCAUGACUGAUGGCUGUAACUCACUGUCAUCCUGCUUUCAGUCAGGUGCAGAUUGUGUCCAUUGGGAGGGUAAAUUUUUGCUUUUUGUAUUGAAUCAAACUUGAAACAUCAAGACAUCCAAAACACUAAUAAUUAUAUCAUCACAGAAAUAAUUCUUUCUAGGUUGUGAAGAGAUAAUUAUUUGUCUGGUAAGCAUUUUUAUAAACCCACUUAUUUUAUAUUUAGAAAAAUCCUAAAUGUGUGGUGAUUGCUUUGUAGUGAACUUUCAUAUAAAAUGAACUAAUUGUGAGAUAACAUUGUGGUAGCUCUGUUAAUAACACAAAGUUUCAGAAUUAAAGAAAUUUUCUAUGCAAGGUUUAUUUCUCAGAUGAAUAGCAGGACUUUGUAGUUUUAUUUCCACUAUGUGAAAAAAGAACUGUUUUUAAAGUAUGGGAGAAUUUGAUAAAUCAGCAAGGGUAUUUUCACUAAUAGAAUUUAAGUCAACAGAAGAAUCUGAUUAGUCUUUGGGAGAGUCUCUUGAAAUUCUAUCAAAAUAAACCAGAGAUAUUCAGGAUUUGGUUUAGCAACAGAAUAAAAGUAUAGAUGGGCAUUUUCCCCCAUAGUAGUUUUUAAUUUUUGUAAAUAUUACUUUUACUGGCUAUUUUUCUAACAUCCACGUGCAUGAUAGAAAAAUUUUAGUUUGUAGCCAUCUUCUCCCAGGUUGUAGUAUUGAUUCAUAGAAAAUUUCAUGUUCAGAUAUGCUGUUGAGGCAUGUAAUAAGCAUCACACAUUAUAAGGCUUUUUGUGAUAACCACAAUUACAGAAUUGCAAAGUAUUUUCUCUGCGCUCACUGUUGUACUUUUCUACAGUGAUGUCAGUGACCUUGCCAAAGCCCCUGGACCUUGGUACCCAGCCCCUCCUGUAAUGAGCUGAGUGUCUGCGCUUGCAUUGCCAGCAGCCCAUUGGCUGCAGCUCUUGCUCCAAAUGCCUAUUUUCAGUUUCUGGAUCAUCCUUGUCUAAAGCUGAAAUACAUAUCAUCUAAGCCUAAAGUGGUUAUUAAUUUGGAUAUUUGAAAAUCAUUAUAACUAAAUGGAGCAUGAUUCGAUGAUUCGUCUUGCUAUGAAUAUCUAUUAAUCUUAAAACUAUCAAGUCAAAGGUGUUUGACGUUUUAUCUUGUAAUGUUUAAAUAACUUACGGUGUGAUAGUGAACUCCAUUAGGCAUGAAGUUGAUCAGAAGGAAAAGAAAAAUUCCAGAAAAUAUUGGAUAUAUUUAUGUAGGAAAUACAAGUGAUCUUCAACCCUGUCUGCAAGUAAAAAUCACUUAGGGAAAGGUGUUGGAUUCAUCAUCUUUCCUUCAUUCAAAUAAGAGUUGAUAUUAAUUUUUAAAUAAGUGAAAGAAUUUUCCUGAUGAUCCUAAUUUGUAGCCAGGCUUGAAACUAUUCUUUUAAACUCACUUUCCCUGCCUGGUGAUGAUCUGGUGGCAUCACACUGUACUACGUGAAUUCUAGCUGGAUUCGGUGAUGUGCUUGUACAUCAUUACCUGAUACACAGCUAUUUUCUACUUUAUUGUCGAUUAUAAAAUGCAGAAUUCUUAGCUCCACUCCUACGAAUUCUUAUUCAAUAAGCCAAAGGUGGUAGGACUUUAAAAUCUAUAUUUAUAAAAAUAGCACAGGUGAUUCUUAUGCAGGUAAUCCAGGAAUUAUACUUAGGAAAAAUAUUCUUGACUCUAGGGAGGCCUGGCUCUGCCAUGUGCUAGUUUUUGACCUUUAACAAAUCAGCCUCUCUGAGCCUGGGUCCCCUUGUUGGAAAAUGAAGAUUGAAGAUAAACAUUUACCUACCCCACAUGGUUGUCAAAUUAAUAAGGUGAAAUGAAACCAAUUAUAUGAAAGCUCUUUGAAACUAUAAAGGAUUAUGAAAUGUAAGGGAUUCAGAUUAUUGAGGAUUUAAGAGGUUUUUCUGGGCCGGGGAUUUAGCACAGCGGUUCAGUGGCCAGCCUUGCAAGCGCAAGGACCCGAGUUCAAUCCCCGGUACCAAAAAAAAAAAAAACAAAGAGGUUUUUCUGAGGACCAUUGUAGUACAUUUCUUGACAUAUCUUUAAUUCAUGUGUAUAUUUCUCUCUCACCCUUUUAAGACAAAGGCUACCAAGAUUUGGGGAGUUAGAAAAAAAAAAAGUUUUCAUCAGGCAAAAGUCAGUUUUCUAAUAAUCAUUUAUUUGUAUAUCAUGUCAGUUCCUUGAAAGUACAUAAAUCUUAACAGUAAUUCUUCAUAAGAUAUAUUCACACAUUUGACCCAAAAUGUUAUUCUUUUUACUUGUCUUUCUCCUUGGAACUAGAGUUAGCACUCAAACAGACCAGGUCUGAAUUCCCUCAAGUCUGACAGUUAGUAAACCCUUUCUCUGAAGGCCCAAAUUACAACUCAUUGAUAAAUAAAGCAAUCAUUCAUGAAGCUUUCUGUGUGAUAAUCUUUCCUAAAACAGCGUGAGAGAACAGAAAUGUCCACAAACAGAAAUAAAAAGGUAUCAGUUUGAGUUCAAAGAUGUCGUCAUCCAUCACCAUCUGCAUUAUAUUAUCAACUGCCAAAAUGUUAAUUGGCAUUCUGUAUAAAUGGGCCAAGUGUAGACAGUUAAGUGAACAUUGCUAUGAAAAUCAUAACUUUAUGCAUCCAGAUUUUAUAUAUUUAUUUGUAUCUUCUCUACUAAACUGAUUGUUGGUAUAUAUGUGAAUGCUAUAUUGACUUUUCAGUAAUAUUUUAAUUUUGCUCCACAAAAUUUAUAUAACAUUCUUAAUCCAUUGUUUUAAGAAACAGUUUGGACCAUAUUAUUUAUUGUCAAGCUAGUGCUCCAAAAGAAGAAUUUUUUUCUUUUAGAAGAGACUAUUGAAGAACUAUAGCAGAACAACAUGAUAUCAAAUCUCAACUUGAUUCAACCAACUUGAACAAGUCUGGACAGUUUUCUUACUGUCUCUUUAACUUUAAUUUGUGUUUAAUGUUUUAUUUGUACAAUUUACAACUAAGAAAACAAUGGUUCUCUCUAGGAUGUUAUAUUAUCAUCUAAAGGUUUUUGAAAAGUACUUUGAUUUCAGCAAUAUUGUUUUAUCCGGGAAUUAGGUAAAAGAUCUAAGUACUGUACUAGGCUCAAAACAAUUUGUUUCAAAAAACAGAUAACCCAAGAACUAGCACAAAACUUAGCCCAUAGUUUUUAAAUAAACAUUUAAAUUCAAGAACAACUUGUCAUGCAGCUUAAAUUUAAACUAAGUGAAAUGAGUUAGAAAUGCAUAAAUUAUACCAGAUGAAGCUUAUUUUUCCUAGAGUAAUAUUACUGUUUUAAUUUGUGUGUACAAAUGUGCCAAACAUUUAAAUCAAUUUUAAUAGUGAACAGUGACUCUUACAAAUAAGUAAUUAAAGGCCGGGUGUUGUGGCGCACACCUGUAAUCCCAGCACUCGGGAGGCUGAGGCAGGAGGAUCGCUGUGAG